Molecule: messenger RNA, 1667 nt
Organism: Oryzias melastigma (Indian medaka)
Lineage: Eukaryota; Metazoa; Chordata; Actinopteri; Beloniformes; Adrianichthyidae
Product: CD82 antigen
Exons: 9
Coding region: 209-979 (256 amino acids)
Cellular component (GO): membrane
Source: RefSeq, a predicted model, not a curated record
UUUGGGGUGAAGGGAGGAGUUCCCGCCGCCGCCGCGCGGGGGCGCUGCCCGCGGGCCUCACGCGUCUCCCCCGCUCCUCCGUGCGGAGCUGCCGUUCGUUUGUUGCUCCUGAGUCGACAGUCCACUCUCAGACCCGCAGCGCUCCGCACUGACAGCCGCCUCGAGCCUCCUCCUCCUCCUCCGCUCACCUGCAAACAGAUCCGUCAUCAUGGGGAAGGGGUGCAUGAAGGCUAGCAAAUACUUCCUGUUCAUUUUCAACCUCAUCUUCUUUCUGUUGGGAGGCGUUAUCAUGGGCUUUGGACUUUGGCUGCUCCUGGACAAGCAAAGCUUCAUCGUCGUCAUCAAUAACUCCACAGAAGACGUGAAGGUGGUGUGGUAUAUCCUCAUCAGUGUCGGAGCCUUCUCCAUGCUUCUUGGCUUUUUUGGCUGCCUUGGGGCUAUUUUCGAGAUCCGGUGCGUGCUAGGAUUGUAUUUUACCUGCCUCCUGGUGAUCCUUGUUGCUCAGAUUACAGCCGGCGCUCUCAUGUACCUGCAGAAGGAAAAGGUGAAUGAGCACAUGUCCAAGAUUGUCAACAAGGAACUGGGCAGAUAUGUGGGAAACGGCUCCAGCACCGAGCAGGCCUGGGACUUCAUCCAGAAGAAGAUGGAGUGCUGUGGCUGGAUGGGCCAUGAGGACUGGAAAGAUAAUGCGAUCAUCCUCAACAACUCCCAGUUGCUGUUUCCCUGCUCCUGCCAAAACCUCACCCUGACCUCUGACAACAGCUCUGACAAUGGCUUCUGCGAAGCCCAGACCCCCGACUGGCCCGUCUACAAUGUGGGAUGUUCUGCCACAGUGGAGAACUGGCUCAUCACCAACAUUGGGGUUGUCCUGGGGAUCUGCCUGAGCGUGGCUUUGAUUGAGUUGCUGGGGAUGAUCCUGUCCAUCUGCUUGUGCAGAAACAUUGGCACAGCUGAUUACAGCAAAGUGCCCAGAUACUGAGACCACCUCCUGAAACCCUGGAGAAGCAGAUGGAAAUUCUUCCUACCAAAAAAAUGUCUAAAUGUAAAAUAAGUGUUUUUUCUACUAGCUAGGCUUUGUUACUGUGGACGACGGUGGUGGAGUUUUCACUACAUGCUUAGUUUCCCAUUAAAAUUUGAAAUGUUGUUUCGGUCUGUGAAGAUAGAAAAAUGUCUGAGACACUGGCUGAAAUAUUCAGCUGAUGGACUUUAUCCCUUUCUGCUUGUCGUUCUUUGUAUACACGUUAAGUGAUUAUUUGUAAGAAUCUGAUUUAGUCUUCCAGCUCUCUCAAUGGCAGCUGGAUCCUAUUUGAAUUUCAGUCACAUUUUUAUAAAUGUCCAAUCAUUGUUGAAAUAGAUGUAUUCUAAAAGAUUCCACACUUUUCUGAAAGCAGCUGAUGGACAUUGUUUUAACUCAUUUUAGAAGAGAAAGCCUUCUUUAACCAGCCUUUAACUGCAUUCAUGCUCACAUUUUUAAAUGAAUUGUUGGUCAUUUGGUGACUUUCUCUUUGAGCUGAGGAUUUUUUUUUGUCUUCCUGUAAAGUGUGUAUGGAAACAGCCAUUAACCUUAUAAUACCCAGUGGAGAUUUACAGAGACUUCUGCUGUUGUGAAAAUGUGAUCAUUUGUGUGAACUUACAUUAUGUAGUCAAUAAACUGGUUUAAACUGUCA